Rhinolophus ferrumequinum (greater horseshoe bat) is the source of this 2735-nucleotide messenger RNA. It is a transcript of the gene TLE2, whose product is annotated as TLE family member 2, transcriptional corepressor. Gene Ontology annotation, molecular function: protein binding; transcription corepressor activity. The transcript is spliced from 20 exons. Gene Ontology annotation, biological process: regulation of DNA-templated transcription; negative regulation of canonical Wnt signaling pathway. The record is from RefSeq and is a predicted model, not a curated record. Gene Ontology annotation, cellular component: nucleus; transcription regulator complex. NCBI's taxonomy places the organism in Eukaryota, Metazoa, Chordata, Mammalia, Chiroptera, Rhinolophidae. The coding region runs from base 305 to 2539 and encodes 744 amino acids.
CUCCGCGCGGGGCCCGCCGCCCGCGCCUCCGACACCCGGCCGCGGCUCGCCGACCUUCUGCGCCCACCGCCCAGCGCCCCUGCCCAGGGGAGGGGUCCUCGUUGUCCCUCUCCGUCCUCGUGACCCUGCGCGCACGAUUGGGGGACGCGGGGACUCCAGGGUCUUCUGCCCCACGCCGCCCGCCCCCCGUCUUCUUUCUCCGGGCAGACCCCCGCCCCCAGCCUCUUUCUCUCUCCCACCCCCUCGCCUCGACCCCCCCACAUUGUCACACUCCGGCGCGAGGGGGGCUUCCCAGAUCGACAGGAUGUACCCUCAGGGAAGGCACCCGACCCCGCUUCAGUCCGGUCAGCCCUUCAAGUUCUCGAUCUUGGAGAUCUGCGACCGCAUCAAAGAGGAAUUCCAGUUCCUUCAGGCUCAGUAUCAUAGCCUCAAGCUGGAAUGUGAGAAGUUGGCCAGUGAGAAGACCGAAAUGCAGCGACAUUAUGUCAUGUACUAUGAGAUGUCCUAUGGGCUCAACGUUGAAAUGCAUAAGCAGGCUGAGAUUGUGAAGCGCCUUAGUGGCAUCUGUGCUCAGAUUAUCCCGUUCCUGACCCAGGAGCAUCAACAACAGGUGCUACAGGCGGUGGAGCGUGCCAAGCAGGUGACUGUGGGGGAGCUGAACAGCCUUAUUGGGCAGCAGCAGCUCCAGCCACUGUCCCACCAUGCCCCCCCUGUGCCCCUCACCCCUCGUCCAGCUGGGCUGGUGGGUGGCAGUGCCACGGGGCUGCUGGCCCUGUCUGGAGCACUGGCCGCCCAGGCUCAGCUGGCUGCUGCUGCCAAGGAGGACCGGGCAGGCGUGGAAGUUGAGGCGUCCAGAGUGGAGAGAGCCCCGAGCAGGAGUGCAUCCCCCUCACCCCCUGAGAGCGUGGUGGAAGACGAGCGACCAGGUGGCCUGGGUGGCAACGGGAAGCAGCAAGCUGAGGAAAAGGAUCUGUCCGGACCUUAUGAAAGCGACGAGGACAGGAGUGAUUACAACCUGGUGGUGGAUGAGGACCAACCCUCAGAGCCUCCCAGCCCAGCUACCACCCCAUGUGGAAAGACGCCCAUCUGCAUCCCCGCCCGUCGGGACCUUGUGGAUAGUCCAGCCUCCUUGGCCUCCAGUCUCGGCUCACCGCUCCCCAGAGCCAAGGAACUCGUCCUGAACGAUCUUUCCACCAGCACUCCCGCCUCCAAGUCCUGCGACUCCUCCCCACCCCAGGAUGUGUCCACCCCCGGGCCCAGCUCCGCCAGUCACCUCCGCCAGCUCGCUGCCAAACCAACGCCUUCCACGGACAGCAUUGCCUUGAGGAGCCCUCUGACCCUGUCUAGUCCCUUCACCACGUCCUUCAGCCUGGGCUCCCACAGCGCUCUUAAUGGGGACCUCUCUGUGCCCAGCUCCUAUGUCAGCCUUCACCUGUCCCCCCAGGUCAGCGGCUCUAUGGUGUAUGGACGCUCCCCCAUGAUGACAUUUGAGUCUCAUCCACAUCUCCGUGGGUCAUCCAUUUCUUCCUCCCUGCCCACCAUCUCUGGGGGAAAGCCGGCCUACUCUUUCCACGUGUCUGCCGACGGGCAGAUGCAACCGGUGCCCUUCCCAUCGGAUGCGCUGGUGGGUGCGGGCAUCCCGCGCCACGCACGGCAGCUGCACACGCUGGCGCAUGGCGAGGUGGUCUGCGCUGUCACUAUCAGUGGCUCCACACAGCACGUGUACACGGGCGGCAAGGGCUGCGUGAAGGUGUGGGACGUGGGCCAGCCUGGCGCCAAGUCACCUGUGGCCCAGCUCGACUGCCUGAACCGGGACAACUACAUUCGUUCCUGCAAGCUACUGCCGGAUGGCCGGAGUCUGAUAGUGGGCGGUGAGGCCAGCACCUUGUCCAUUUGGGACCUGGCAGCGCCCACCCCCCGCAUCAAGGCUGAGCUGACCUCCUCGGCCCCUGCUUGCUACGCCCUGGCCGUCAGCCCCGACGCCAAGGUCUGCUUUUCCUGCUGCAGCGAUGGCAACAUCGUGGUCUGGGACCUGCAGAACCAGACCAUGGUCAGGCAGUUCCAGGGCCACACGGAUGGUGCCAGCUGUAUUGACAUUUCCGACUAUGGCACUCGGCUCUGGACAGGGGGCCUGGACAACACCGUGCGCUGCUGGGACCUGCGGGAGGGCCGCCAGCUGCAGCAGCAUGACUUCAGCUCCCAGAUAUUUUCCCUGGGCCAUUGCCCCAACCAGGACUGGCUGGCCGUCGGCAUGGAGAGCAGUAACGUCGAGAUCUUGCACGUCCGCAAGCCAGAGAAAUACCAGCUGCACCUUCAUGAGAGCUGCGUGCUCUCCCUGAAAUUUGCCUCCUGUGGGCGCUGGUUUGUGAGCACCGGGAAGGACAACCUGCUCAAUGCCUGGAGGACGCCAUAUGGCGCCAGCAUUUUCCAGUCUAAAGAGUCAUCCUCUGUGCUGAGCUGUGACAUCUCUGGGAAUAAUAAGUACAUCGUGACAGGCUCGGGGGACAAGAAGGCCACUGUGUAUGAGGUGGUCUACUGAGAGAACCCCCCUUCUUGCAGCCCUACUCUGGGGGGAGGGGUGUUCAGGACAGAGAUCCCAACACCCCCCUCUCCAGGUGUACCUGUGGGUACCAAAUCUCAUCUGCUUUUUGGUCGACCCCCUCAUAUCUUCCUCUGCCAGAUGUGGGGCCAGCUGGGCAGGGGGACUUUGGGGGAAUAAACAUUAUUUAUCACAA